UCUUCAAAGAUACAGUAAGAUAAGAAAAAUAAAAAAAGACCAAAAAAAAUUUGAGAAAAAAAAAAAAAACAUUUAUGAGAUGUCAAAAACAGAUAAGCAUCGUUGACAGUUUCGUGAAAACUGAAACAGCGUUGUGACGAGACACGUAGUUACGUCAUUCGUACAUGUGCUACGAUCGACCAAUUGCAGCUUCGGAUCUACGUUGGCGUUUUCCCAUUGGCCGAACUGCUACAAAGAGAACGUUAAAUAAAGGCGUGGCCCGUUGUUUACGCAUCCAAUCGUGUGUUUUAUGCAAAUAUCGUUUAAAAUUUUCCCGGGAAAUCUGAGUUUCGCGGGAGGGCACUUCGCGCGUAAACUGCAUCCCCUCAUUCAUUGUCCGCUUCCUGGAGCCAUUUUUCAGUUUGGCGGCAGAGCGAUUCGGGUCUUUCUCAAAAUCCAAAGCAUCUAACCUUCAUCAGCUACUAAUAUAAAACAAAGCACAGCCAGAUGGGCAGCUGAGACUUUAAUCUCAUAUUCGCCGUCAAUAUUUGUAAAACAAACCCGGCGGAUUAUCAGAAAAACGAGUUUAAACUGAAGGAAGUACAAAGGACACCAGAGUCCACAACGAUGAGAAGAGGGAUCCCAUCAGCCCCGGAGAAAGUCAUAAUCGCAGGGGUUGGUGGCUCUUCGCUGGACAGAAACAUAGUUUUAACAGCACUGUCCGAUCGCUUCACCUCUAAUCUGUCCACUGCCACAUAUAUACAGAUUAUAACCCCGCCGCCGUGCGUUACACAGACUUCCAAUGUCUGUCUGUCCGACCCUUCAACAGCCAGUUUAUACACGACUCCAAACGGAACACAUGGAACAGGACAGCGACCCACUUUAGGACGACCACCGGCAAAAAGGCGGUUGGCGCUAGAUGACACUGAUCACCUUUACAUGACUGAAGGAGCCAAAACCCCCAAGACACAAAAUGGAACUCCACUUGGUAUUCUAAAAGGAAAUAAAACUCCGAAGUCUCCAGCAGAGAAGACGCGGUACGACACCUCCUUGGGCCUCCUGACGAAGAAGUUUGUGGAGCUUUUGGCCCAGUCGUCUGACGGCGUGGUGGACCUGAAUCAGGCCUCUGAGAUCCUCAAAGUCCAGAAGAGGCGUCUUUACGACAUCACCAAUGUUCUUGAGGGCGUCCACCUCAUUAAAAAGAAAUCUAAAAACAACAUUCAGUGGAUGGGCUGUAGUCUGUCUGACGUGGGGGGUGUUUUGACUCAGAGACAGACCCUGAGCAGUGAAAUAACACAACUUGUCCAGGAAGAGCGCAGACUUGAUGAGUUAAUACAAAGCUGCACUCAGGAAGUCAAGCGGAUGACAGAGUCAUCGCAAAAUCAAAAAUUUGCAUAUGUGACAUAUCAAGACUUGCGUCACGACCACGGCCUGAGGGAUCAGACAGUGAUUGUGGUCAAAGCACCGUCAGAAACAAAACUAGAGGUGCCAGAUCCCCAAGAGGGUCUACAGAUGCACCUGACCAGCACAAAUGGUCCUAUAGAUGUCUUCCUGUGUCCAGAUGAGAACACGACUGACAGUCCUGUGAAAAACGGCAGUUGUGGUGUCAAGGGCAGCUCCUCACCUUUCAUGAAAGUAUUAGAUGAUACUAGUUCCAGUCGUUCUGGUCCAGCUGUGACUGUUACCAGCCUGUCUCCCAUCACGUCCCCAUUCACCAGUCUCCUUCAGCAAACAGAAGAUCAGAUCCCCUGCAGUGAAGGACCCUUAAUCAGUCUGGGUUCCCCUCCAUUCAGUGACGAUUACCUGAUGAGCCUAGAGGAAGAGGAGGGAAUCACAGACCUCUUCGAUGACCUGGACAGGCUUCCAAAUCUAGAUGACCUCUUGUGCAAUUGAGGUCAUUCCUACCCCUAUUCCUCGACCUUUAGUUUUCAGGCAUGACCUGAUCAAGCAUCUGCAACACUUAUGGAAUCCAUGUUUGUUAACAGCCUUAAAGAUGGAGUUCUUGAAUCAGGUUUUCUCAUCCGCUCAAGUAUAGAUCUGCCUUACAGAGCCAGGCAUGGAAAAAAACCUUCUCUCCAGCUGUAAUCAUUAUUGUUCUCCAUUCAUGGAAUUUAUGGAAUACUGUCACCGUCAUGUGAUGUUUGGGGAAUGCGAUAUCACUUCCAAAUGUGAUGGUGUUCUUCGUGUUUAAGGUAAAUGGGACAGAAAUAUUUUAUAUUUUGAGUCUUCGAAUGGAAAGGUUCAUUUUGUGGUCCCAUUGGUUCCUGUAGAGGAUUGACGUUGGUUGCUUCAAGUUGAAACGUCAGCUCAACCUACUAUAUUACAUAAACACAUUCACACUAACUGUAAGCCAAUUCACCCCCAGAAGUGGCACAUGGGUGAAUCUCUCAAAGAUAUCAAUGUCAUAUUUCACCCCAAAAUCAAAAGAGAAAAAUACAACAUUUAAUUUAACAUAAAAAGGAAAGUUAUUUUAAGGACCAUUAAGAUUUUUUCAUUGAAACUUUGUCAAUCGAGCACAUUUUCCCCUAAAAUUCUCAGUCUAAUAAAAUAAACCAUCCUGUUACAAUUAGGGUAGUUUAAAUGCCCUUAAUUGUCAAAAAUCCCAUAAACUUGGCUUUAAAAUGACUCUGGACAUUUCUAGACAGUUUUUGUGAGAUUUACCCAAUGAGGGCCACUGUUGGCUUCUAUCAUUGUGAUCAGUUGUCUUGAUCAUUGAUGAGUUAAAAACUAAGCUCCAGUCUCAUCUUAAUGCCUAUAGACCAGAUGUAUGGGUAAGAAGGGAAUCAGACUGGCUUUGAACUGAUUACACUGUUGUAAGAGAAAUUAAGUCCAGACAACUUUAGUUGUUUCUUAGAUGUCCAGUUGCUGUGCUCUGAUCCCAAACUUAAAAGUACCUGCAGAAUUUUGUCUGCUUGCAAGUGGAUAUUUUUAUCCACACCUAAACCAUUGUUUAAUUUCAACAAUGAGAGUCUUGAUUAGAUUGAGUUUUAUUUUGUUUUUCUUUGCUCAGUCUGCUUUUAAAUGCAAGGCAGUUGCCCUUGAUAUAAGGAAUAUUCCGAGUUCAAUGCAAGUUUAGCUCAAUCGACAGCAUUUGUGGUAUAUCUUUAAAAAAAAAUUUUUUUUUAAAUAAUCUGGGUUACAAUGAGGCACUUACAAUGGAAGUGAAAUGGGGCCAAUUUUUAACUAUUAAAAUACUCUGUUUCAAAAGUAUAGCCACAAGAUGAGAACUAUGCUUGUUAACAUGAUUUUAGUGUGAUAAAAUCGCUUGCUAACCUUUUCUGUGUAAAGUUAGACAAUUUUACAACUUCGUUGCAAUCAGUGUAAUUUGAUAAGGCACAAGGUACUAUAUUCUACCUCUGAACGUAUAUUUAUGGUAUCUAAUAUACAAUGCUAUUGCAUUUUUAAAUGUAUUUUAUUCAUUUACAUCCCCCAUAUCCAAGUCCCUCUGCACCACCUAGCUGCCACAUAAAACUAUGAACCCCUACUGGAGUCCGUGAUAUUUUUGGAUACACUGUAGGUGAGCUUUUUCUUUAACAAAUACUCUGUUCUUGUUUCUGGUCUAAAUAAUUUUGGGGGACAAUCAUUAGAAAUUGGUUGCUUGUUAAAAUCAUGCUUUUUUGUAUUUGGGCAGCUAGUGUGUGGCUUGCAGAAUUCAGUACUUGCACCAACCGUAUUUAUUUCCCCGCUGUAGGAUAAUUCAAUUGAUAUACUUGCAUAAUUGAAGUUAAAUACUUGAAAAAUGAAAGAGACAGAAUCUAAGUAUUUAGCUUUAGUCUUGCGCUAAUGCAGUAGUAGAACUUGCCUCGAGAGGAAUAGGAACCCUAACUCUCAAACUAAGAUACUAGCAUGAUGAGUGAAGAUGAGUUUGAUGUGAUUAUAACAGGGAAAAUCAUCCGAUAAAUUGACAUUUCACAUCUGGUAAACAAGAAAAGUGACAUUUGUCAAAUCAAAUGCAAUGACUUGUUCCCUGUUUUAGUAUUUUGUAAUAGUGGUAUCAGUCUACAUAUUAAGUUGAAUGGCUGGUUUACAAAUAUUGGGCUUUUGUAAUUGACCAGAGCUGGCUGUGGUAGAUAAAUCAGACUUAAUAGGGAUGAUAAAUCAGACUUAUAUAUUAGCCUUUAAGUUAAUGGCACAUUACAGCAUAUAUAUUUAUACAGUAUAUUUGAUAUUCUGCAGUGGUACAAUGUUUUAGUUUUUUUGUAACAAGAUACAUUGAUGUUUCUGUUAGGUUAUAUUGCUGUGGUCAUCCAUAUGUCAUGUACAGUGCAGCUGUGCAAAGGCAGAACAGUCCAACUACACACAAAAUUGGAUUUGGAAACUGAUUUGGUAAUGUUGAGUGAAGGUUAAGACCAAAAGGAAGAAACCAAAGCUUUCUCAAUGUUUUCUCAAAUUAUUUCUUUUAUAUAUCGAUUUAACCUGUGAGCGUAAAGGUUGUUAGCUCUCAGUAUUGCACAAACUCGAAUUGGAAAAAAAAAAAUAGAAUUGUAAAUAUCCACAAAUGAUGGUGCAGCUCUUCAGUAUUUAUUUAACAAGUGAAUUUAACCGGAAUUUUACCUAUUUAAUUAACUAACAUUUAAACUGUACUACAUCAAUAUUUUUGAUAGCCAGUGCAGUUUCUUUACAUGUUUGUCAUGCUUGAUAUUUUCUCUUAUUGCGUGUAUUUUUCUCAUGUUUUCUGACAUAGUGGGAAUGGAUGAGACAAAUGUGUAUAACUUGGCUACAUGUAAUGAACACAAUUCUAUUCAUAGUGUAUUUUCUUUUGAUAUACUAGCAUGAAAGCAACUGUGAUGUGAAAAUGUGUAAAAUAGUAGGAUUGCAUUUCUAAAGUGUAUUUGAUAAGAUUUAAGCUUUGUAUAUGCAAGUUUCUUGACUGCUUUGCUAUUAAUUGUACAUAUAUAUUUGAACAGGAGCUUUUUGUGGGAAGCCAGUUGAGGGUAUUUUGUCCCUUAUGCUGAUAGUUUGAAAAUUCUCAACAUGAUGAAAUUAAAGCAAUAUCACAUGUGAUAA
This is a messenger RNA of Myxocyprinus asiaticus (Chinese sucker), 4986 nucleotides long. RefSeq names its product transcription factor E2F3-like. The coding region runs from base 607 to 1872 and encodes 421 amino acids. Gene Ontology annotation, cellular component: RNA polymerase II transcription regulator complex. The transcript is spliced from 7 exons. Gene Ontology annotation, molecular function: protein dimerization activity; RNA polymerase II cis-regulatory region sequence-specific DNA binding; DNA-binding transcription factor activity, RNA polymerase II-specific. The record is from RefSeq and is a predicted model, not a curated record. Gene Ontology annotation, biological process: regulation of transcription by RNA polymerase II. Lineage: Eukaryota; Metazoa; Chordata; Actinopteri; Cypriniformes; Catostomidae.